CUGUUUCCUCUCUUCUCCUCCUCUCCGCCUCAUUUUUACCGCAAGUGUCCGAUAAACCUAGAGCAAUCCCCGCCAUCCGACGUCGUAAUCGGGACUCGAAUCCUUAUUCGAAUUCUUGCCGUGUUGUUCUCAAAUUGAUUUCUAUGGUUUUGUUUUAUCAUUUAUGAAAGAGUGAGUAUAUUUAUAAUGGCACUGCUUGAUUGCUGCCACGGGAAAUGAAUUUCGCGCUGCGAACUUGGGAGCUGUCGUAACUUUGAGUUAGAUUCGAGCUCGAUUGCAGGUUGUUUGGUUCAGGAAAAAUGAAGGGUGUCAGAGAUUGGGUUUUUUCUCAAAUGGUGUCCAAGUCCGUGGCGUCAUCUCGACCAUUAUCAGGGAGUGGCAGCUACUUCCAUGAGGGACCUCCAGAUGUGGAGUCCGACAGCCAAAGUCCAACUCAGACUGCAAGUAUGAUUGCAUCAUCAAUGCCUCGUAAUACUUUAUAUUCUUCCAGUAGCAAUCGGGAAAAUCAAACUCAUCCCCCUCUGCAGGAAGUUCCACCUGAACAAUCUUCACGUGAUGGUGUUGUUGAAAGGAAAAUGGACCCAUUAGCAAAAAUUGAAGAUCUCCAAGUAAAGUUCCUACGUCUUGUGCAGCGGUUAGGGCAAUCAGAAGGCAAUCUUCUAGUGGCAAAGGUUUUAUAUCGAAUACACCUAGCAACUUUGAUACGAGCAGGGGAAUCAGAUUUGAAAAGCGUAAGCAUUAGAAGUGAUAGAGCCAGAGCAAUAGCAAGAGAAAAAGAGGCUACAGGAGUACCUGAUUUGAAUUUCCCAUUUAGAAUACUUGUUUUGGGGAAGACAGGUGUUGGCAAGAGUGCAACAAUAAACUCUAUUUUUGAUCAAAUAAAGACAGAGACAGAUGCAUUUCAGCCUGCCACCGAUUGCAUCCAAGAAGUUGUGGGUACUGUUAGUGGGAUUAGGAUAACCUUCAUUGACACCCCUGGUUUCUUACCUCCAUGCACAAGUAAUAUGAAAAGGAAUCGAAAAAUUAUGCUCUCUGUGAAGAAAUUCAUUAGAAGAUCUCCACCUGACCUUGUUCUAUACUUUGAGCGGCUUGACCUUGUCAGCAUGGGUUAUAGUGACUUGCACCUCCUCAAGCUUAUGACCGAAGUCUUUGGUACUGCAAUUUGGUUUAACACUAUUCUUGUCAUGACACAUUCAUCCUCUACUCCUCCUGAAGGACUAAAUGGAUAUCCAGUCAGCUAUGAAUCAUAUGUGACCAAGUGCAAGAUUUGGUGCAACUCUGCAUACACAAGGCAGUAUCUGAUACAAACUGAAAACGUAGGCCUCAAUGUUCAAUCUGCUGAGUCAGAUUUGAUCUAUACAGUUCACAGCAAUACAAAGUGGAAGAACCUCAAGUACAACAUUACUGACUGUGGGGUUUCUUUGACAUCUUUUAGGGACAAGUACUAUGUUGGUACCAAGCUUGAAGAUACAGUAUUGGCUGGGAAGAGACUGAAGUUUAUGAUGAAUGUUGGUCAAAUGGUAGGUCAUGGACAAGCUGCAUAUGGUGGGAGUUUUGAGGCUACUUUGAGAGGGAAAGACUAUCCUGUGAGAAAUGACUAUGUCAGUCUUACAACAACAGCACUUUCCUUAGAUAAAGAGAUGGUAUUGGGUGGAGGUUUUCAGUCAGAGUUUUGUCCCUUCCGGGGUACUAGGCUCUCUGUCAAUGCCAAUCUAAACAGUCGGAAAAUGGGGCAGAUUUGUGUAAAGGUAAGUAGCUCUGAGCACUUGGAAAUCGCAUUUUUUGCAGCCAUUUCACUUUUGAAAGCACUGUUUCGUAGAAAGGGAAUUGAAGACAGAAGCAUAGAAGCAUUAGAGCAAUGA
Carica papaya (papaya) is the source of this 1862-nucleotide messenger RNA. The record is from RefSeq and is a predicted model, not a curated record. Lineage: Eukaryota; Viridiplantae; Streptophyta; Magnoliopsida; Brassicales; Caricaceae.